Molecule: messenger RNA, 2561 nt
Organism: Exophiala mesophila
Lineage: Eukaryota; Fungi; Ascomycota; Eurotiomycetes; Chaetothyriales; Herpotrichiellaceae
Exons: 1
Coding region: 248-2368 (706 amino acids)
Biological process (GO): regulation of transcription by RNA polymerase II
Cellular component (GO): mediator complex
Molecular function (GO): transcription coregulator activity
Source: RefSeq, a predicted model, not a curated record
AAGAUAUCCCCUUGCAGUGCUCACACCAGAAGACAUGGAUUCAUGAUCGGCAUAUUCGGCCGAUGGCUGCCUCGAUCACUGCGUUGAUUCUGAGAAGGUAGUCCAUUUCUUCCUUGUCUCCAUUCUCCUCAUUUCGAGCAACAGCAUCGCUUGACCAAACCAUGAACAACCCUCAAUUUCCCUAGCCCACGCCUUUUUAGGCGUCCAUUCCUGUUUGUCUCCACCUCAGCCUCGUCACCUCUGAACCAUGGCCACUCCCACCAGAUCACAGAACAUCUCAACUCCAAAAGCCCACCUCUCUACCCCAAGCAGACUUAUGGCCUCUCCACGCCCCGGAACCGCUUCUGCCCCUGCUUCAAACCGUCCCUUGGCCCAUAAAUCUCCCGCUGUCAAGACGCCUGCCUCCACUCAAGGCCAUGUCCAUCACGUCAGUGUCUCCUCUCAGCCCUCAUCCACUCCUCUCGCGGCAGCCGCAAUCCAUGACGACCUCCUCGCCCUCAACUCCCCGGCGGCAGCGCUCAUGUCCAGCUUUGGGCCAUCAGGCUUGACCCCGCUUGGAGCAAAUGCAGAUGGUCUCGGUAUCACUGCAAGCAUGAACGGAGCAGCCCACACCAUGUCUGAUAUGCCCCUCAGCCCAGAGACAGAACGUCUUGCCAGGGCCCACCUCAUCGCCGACCUCCUCAGGACUCGCAUUGCUGGGAGGGGUAUCACGCGUCAGGGCGUAGAGCGAACAGCGCAGCUCCAUGGUCUGGAGGCUCUGUGGGAGAACAAUGUGCUCACUGUGGCUGGAAAUACGGUAGACCUUGAAAUAACAUUUGACUCGCUCAAUAGCGACUUGGUCAAGAUCGUCAGCCUCAAACUCUUGAUCACCGAAACCGAUGAUCCUCAGAGUCAGCCUCAAGGCACUGCCAUCCUACAGAGUAGCCUGGCCCCCUCAAAGUCCCGGGAUGGCGUCGUUCAAUGGAAUGACCUGACUGAUUUCAACUCCAACUUGCGCUAUCUCGGUUCGCUUGACAAGAUCAAACUCAAAGGCGGAGUUACUUGCUUCGCUGCGGUCACUGAUCUUUUCAAUGCUUUCCAGAAAGUUUGGGAUGCUGAAACAGAUAAGCUGAGUCUACACAGCACAUCUCACCAUAUCAGACGGGGCUCGGUGGGAAGGCCAUCAAUCGACCGUCCCCCUCACCUCGGUAUCUCACUUGACUUCUGGUGUCACGGUCAUCGUCUUCCAGCCAGUGCCUCUGAAAAUGAGCAAGAUUUGCUGGAGAAUGAAGGCGAUCUUUUCACGGCUCGGAUUUCUUGUGAAGCAGGUGAUCCUGCCACGGCUCUGACUGCCGACUGGGUUUCAAGUCAAGUCCUCUCGAUACAAGCCCGUGCAGAUUCUCUAUUGGAUGCCGAUGCUGAUGCCCUCAUGCCGGACUGGCAGGACCCAGCCACCGGAGCUACGCAAGCCGAUAAUGGCACCAAAGCCGACGACAACGAUGUGGAUAUGGACAAGCCAACGCAGUCGUCUGUGUCUUUCUGCAAUAUGCAUUUUGUCUGUUGGCUCUCACCGGUGAUACACCUUCCGCUCAACGUAGCAGCUGGGCUCAAUGUUGGAGUUCCAAUGCUUGACAUCCAACAAGCGCACGCAAUCACAUACGAGAAGGCCCUCCAGAAGAACACCGUUGGAACACUCCCAGACAACAAGGACCAUCUUGCAGAAAUGAGAUGGUCUCGAACCUUCCCUAUGAUCCAGUCAGACGCAGACGGCGUUCCUCGAACUCAUUCAUAUGGUCUCAGAUCUCCUCAAAACGGAACCUUCUUAUGGUGUUAUCCUGUCAAGUCAUUGAAAUUCACUCAUCCGCGGCAACUGACCACUGCCCUACCCGUUCUCCGCCAGUAUGCUUUGCUCUGGACCAUCUUACUGAGUUUGGUUGAACAUCAUGCUUCCGGCCCAGACAAGAGUACAUCGGCCAAGAAUGGCUCUAAAGAUCAGGACCAGAUGACCCAUCCCCGUCCACUUGUACGAAGCAACGUCCCAAAGCCGGAGCUGGAACAGCUUGGCUCAUCCACGAAUGGCGUUGCUUCCUCUGACCUUUUGUCAGUCGAUGUUACUUUGGACAUCAUCUCUGAUCCGUCAAAAGCUCGUGUCGACGUGAUAAUACCACUCCAUGGCGCUCAAGCGCAGCGCAAGCGAAGCCCAUUCAUCUUGUUGUCCUUUAAUGUAUGCCUGGGCGGAACCCUUGAGAUCAAGAGUCUCAGUGGUGUUGGCCUAGGCCCUUCUACCGACAGUAGUCUCGAGGCGAGGGUGUUGCAAGUUCUAACCACUACCGAAGAUAUUGGUCUGGUUGUCGAGUGGUUACUUCUACAACAUGCCACUUCUAGCUAAGACGGCAUUGAUGAGUGUUUUGUGAUUCGCCCACGUCGGUUGAAUGACCCUCGAGUCUGAUGGCAACAAUGAGCACAUGGAAUGCCUGAUGUUCGAGACUCACAACACAGCACUCUAAUUUUGAGUAGUCAUCUAGAUAGAUGCAGCGAACAGACCAACACCGACAUCCGCAUGAAGUCUAAUUAUGUCUAGC